AUGUCUCUCGGAAAGAAGGUCACCCUCAACACCGGUGCUCAGAUCCCCCAGCUGGGUUUCGGUACCUGGCAAUCUGCCCCCGGCCAGGUCGGUGAGGCUGUCUACCACGCCCUGAAGGCUGGUUACCGUCACCUGAAUCCGUCUAUAACAUACGCUGACAGCCGAAGCUACCAAAACCAGCGCGAAGUCGCUCAGGGUAUCAAGAGAGCCUUCCAGGACAUCCCCGGCCUCAAGCGUGAGGACAUCUUCAUCACUUCCAAACUAUGGAACAGCCAGCACCACCCCGACGCUGUCGAGAAGGCUCUCGAUGACUGCCUUGCUGAGCUCGAACUCGACUACUUAGAUUUGUAUCUCGUGCACUUCCCAGUUAGCUUCAAGCCCGGCGACGAGUACUUCCCUCUCGUCAAGGACAGUCCUAUCCCCGAGGGCGAUGUCGAAAUCGAUGACAGCAUUUCCAUUGUUGAUACUUGGAAGGCCAUGACCAAGCUCCCCAAGAGCAAGGCCCGCGCCGUUGGUGUUUCUAACCACACUGUUGAGCAUCUCGUGGCCCUCAUCAAGGCCACUGGUGUUGUUCCCGCUGCCAACCAGAUCGAGCGUCACCCUCGUCUGCAGAGCAACGAGCUGAUUGCCUACUGCAAGGAGAAGGGCAUCCAUGUCACUGCCUACUCGGCCUUUGGUAACAACAUGAUCGGUGUCCCUCUCCUGAUCUCCAGCGACGAGGUCAAGGCGGUUGCCGCUGAUGUCUCCAAGAGACUCGGCCAGGAAGUCUCCCCGGCUCAGGUCAUCCUCGCCUGGUCCCAGGUCGGUGGCCACAGUGUGAUCCCGAAGUCCGUCACGCCUUCACGCAUCGCCGCCAACUUCCAGGAGAUCGAGCUUACUCCCGAGGAGGUCGAGAGGGUGUCUGCGCUCGGCAAGGAGAGACGCCGCUUCAACAUCCCCUACACUGCCAACAAGCCUCGCUGGGACAUCAACAUCUUCGGCGAGGAGGAGGAGAAGCCCGCCACCCACAAGGUUAUUAUCUAA
Messenger RNA from Aspergillus pseudoviridinutans, 1023 nucleotides. It is a transcript of the gene akr1, whose product is annotated as putative aldehyde reductase (AKR1). The coding region runs from base 1 to 1023 and encodes 340 amino acids. NCBI's taxonomy places the organism in Eukaryota, Fungi, Ascomycota, Eurotiomycetes, Eurotiales, Aspergillaceae. The record is from RefSeq and is a predicted model, not a curated record. The transcript is spliced from 6 exons. Gene Ontology annotation, molecular function: aldose reductase (NADPH) activity. Gene Ontology annotation, cellular component: cytosol.